AUGGAAGAGUUAGACAGAGCAGCCGUAGAGCACAAAAGCAAAAGUGCAGCCAGGCAGCAUGUCAUGAGGCAGUAUGGUGUGAGCGCGUCUUUUUGCUUCAACCUGCAAAAAGACUAUCACAGACAGAAAGUCACUAACUUUCUCGCCAGCACGGGGCGAGGACACAGUGCCAGACAGACAGGCAGCCAUUUGGGUCUCGUGCACCUCGUCAGCAAGUCAACAGGCAGGAGACUGGCUGACCCAGGCAAAGUGCUGGGUAGGCCAGACUUUCUCCAGCCAGUCUGGUCUGAGACCCGUGCUUGGGCCUUGAAUGAGGAAGCCAGCCAGCACGUCCUGACGAGCACAGACCUGCUGAUGGACUUCGAAGAAAGGCUCGACAAAGCCAUUGCAGUCAGGCAGGCAGAACAGGAAAAGGGUCUUCUUGACCAGACAGGUGAGAAGGAGCUGGCAGCCAUGGUGCAAAAGAAAGACUCGCUAGCCAACAAGCCAAAGCAGAGGAGCAAGUACCAGGUCCUGCUCCUCGCAAAGUGCGGUCUUCGAAACAGAUCUUGCCAACAGACAGCCAACCUGAGCAAGGAGGAUGAGAAAGCCAGGCUAGACUUGUCCUGGCGACUUUGGGACUUGCUUUUGGAACAGGCAGCCAGUCCCACGCCACAGUCGGACUUGCCUGUAGCAAGCCCAGAGCAGUGGACGAUAAAGCGAGCAGAGACAGCCAUCACCAUGUCAGAUCAAGUACCUGCUUGGCUCAAGCCAACGCCAGGGAAGGCGUUGACAUCGGUGGUGCGCUUGAAGCUAGCCAGCGAGCAAAGCAAGGCAGUGCAGAACUUCUUUGCGCCAGACAGACAGCCAGUGGGUGUCGUUAUGCCCACGAUACUUGUCACAUACGGCAAACACUGCAGACUUGAAAACAUCAGCCAGGAAGGCACGUGGAUCAAGUCCGAGUGCUUCCAGGUAGGCAGCAAGACAGUCAGGAGAAGGGCAGGCCAGCGAGUGCCAGGACAGGUCAUGCGCACUUGGCGCAAACUGCGACAGACCCAGCCACACCUGUUUGAUGGCAGUGUCAGGGUGUGGUGCCAGCCAGCCGCAGUGGUAGAUAGCGUGAUUUACAGAUGGCAGCUAGAGCUCGAGUCAGAAGAGCACAGCCAGGCAGUGCAGCUCGUCGAUAUGUUCGGCGGAGCAUGGACGACGGAGUCCAUGCACGCCGCUGCACUCCUGCAGCGAGCUCAGACAGGCAUUGCAGCCGGGUGCACCGGCUUGACCCAGGUGACAGACAUCGGGUUCGCCCAGCCAGCCAAGGCAGCUCUCAAAAGGUGGCAGGAAGACUUGAAGCAGCGCAUGCGAGAGAAAGCCAGACAGCAAAAGGUGCAGUGCACCUAUAAGACAGGCAGGCUUCAGGACUGUGGCAGCCAGAAAUGGUGUCUGGACUUCCCUGAAGGCAAUGCCAAGCUAGGCAGCGACCACCUCAGAGACAGGUCUCGUUGGGUGGACAAGACAGGCAAGGUGCUUCCGUGGACAGAGGCAGACAGCAAGACAUUUGAUGAAUCCAAUGCAUUCGAACCCGAGGCUACGUACCUGCUUGGCCAGACAGACAUACACUUGAGCUUCCGAGCGAAGCCCAAUCUCCUUGCUCAGUCAGAAAGAGAGCUCAGAGAGGUCAUUCUGAGACAGGUCCACCCGAACGAGAGGAGACGGCUUUUCCAGGAACAGGUGGACCAGACAACAAGCCAGACAAAGACUGAGAAGCAGCAGAAAAAGGAAAAAAGGAUCAAGAACGCGAAGCAAGCCAAGAAGAAGGCCUCCAAAGGCGACAAGAAGCCCAGCGAGGUGAAGAAGCAGCAGAAGAAAGACCAGGCGAAGAAGGCUCAAAGACGGGCAGCCGAGCCAGGCAGCGAGGGACACUUGCAUGGCAAGCAAGCUCGAGUGAUCGGUGACCUGGCUCCGCAGACGCUGCUGGGCAAGAUCGUGGUGUGUGGAAAGCAGACAGACAGCCAAGUCCUGAUCAAUGCUGAUGGACUUCAUGAAUGGGUCAGCCACACAGACAUUACGCUGGAAGUCAGAGACAGACAGUUUCCGCUGGUUUUGGAUUUUGAGUCUUUCCCCAGUGCUGCAGCCAGUGAGGAAGCGGCAGCCAUCAGAGACAGCCCCGAAGCGAAGGUCAGGUACUAUGACACGUUGCCCGGUGAGGCAGCCUAUAAGGAAGCCAGUGCAGUUUUGAAGGUGCUGCUGCAGACAGCCAAGAAACAGGCCCAGCCUUUGCCUGCGCCAGUCAGUCUGCUCAGACAGACAGACGGCUUCUCCUGCGGCCUCUGGGUCUUGCUGUAUAUGGAGCAGGAGUGGCGGCGGUGGAUGGGUGAGGCCCCGCAGCCACUUUUGAAAGACCUGCCAGCCAGAAGCAGCCAGCUGAACCGCUGGAUUCAGCUGCUGCUGCGAGGCAAAGAGCUAGCCAGACAGAAAGAGAGUCAGCAGCAAGACAGCCAGACAGCAGGAGACACCAUCGUUUUUGGCUGUGCCCACUGCAGUUUUGCUCUGAGUGGCUGCCUUCGCUGCAACAGAACGCAGUUUUUGAAGUAUAUGAGUAGCCAGGCACACAAACAGGCAGAGGAGGCAGCAAAGGCACCCAAGGCCAAGGCCACGACCAAGGCCAAAGCAAAGGCGAAGGCUCUUGGAAAGCCAGGCAGCUCAGGAGCCAUCUCGUGCACAACUAUUUAA
Molecule: messenger RNA, 2709 nt
Organism: Symbiodinium sp. CCMP2592
Lineage: Eukaryota; Dinophyceae; Suessiales; Symbiodiniaceae
Source: the annotation of a GenBank genome assembly